Messenger RNA from Lolium rigidum, 672 nucleotides. RefSeq lists its product as uncharacterized. Bases 1 to 672 code for a protein of 223 amino acids. Lineage: Eukaryota; Viridiplantae; Streptophyta; Magnoliopsida; Poales; Poaceae. The transcript has a single exon. The record is from RefSeq and is a predicted model, not a curated record.
AUGGGCUCGUGCAUCUCGCACUCCCCGGCCUCGUCGCCGGCAGGCUCAUCGGGGCGGAGACCGGCCAUGGCGAAGGUGGUUGGCCUGGACGGCUCCAUGACGCAGUAUGCGGCGCCAGUCACGGCGUGCGAGGCCCUGGGGAACGACGAGCGCAACGGAAACGAGUCGGUCUUCCUGUGCAGCUCCGACGAGCUCCGCUUCGACGCGGCCCCGCGCGCGCUGGCGAACGAGGAGGAGCUGCAGCCAGGAUGGCUCUACUUCCUGCUCCCCGUGUCCAUGCUCCACGUCGCGCUCCGCAGGUACGAGAUGGCGGCCCUCGCCAUCAGGGCCAGCUCGGCGCUCGCCGUCGUCAGCGGCGUCGCGUCCCCUCCCCGCCUCAAGAACGUGGUUGGCAACAAGAGCAAGCAACGGAAAACGGCUCGAGUGGCGCCCCUUGUCAGCCCUGGCCAGCACGCCGAACUUGCAGACGGUGAAUGGAGUCAGCACGCGUACGGCAAAUAUGGUGGCGCUCGCAAGACAGUGCGCGGCGGCAGUGCUGAGACAGCUGGGAAGACGAGGAAGAGAUCGGGCUACAGAAGUCGCGGCGCCCGCCAUCGUCGUCGUGCGGCAGACGACGUGCCGAGGUUAAGCGCCACUAGAUUUAGAUGUGCGCCUUGGCGCACGACCCCGUAA